Molecule: messenger RNA, 951 nt
Organism: Strongylocentrotus purpuratus (purple sea urchin)
Lineage: Eukaryota; Metazoa; Echinodermata; Echinoidea; Camarodonta; Strongylocentrotidae
Exons: 4
Coding region: 162-743 (193 amino acids)
Cellular component (GO): membrane
Source: RefSeq, a predicted model, not a curated record
CCGGAGACUGGAAAACAAACGGUGUCAUCUUUAAAAUACUUUAUAUAAAUAUUACUUCAAGUGAACAGUUUGGUGGAUUUGGACCUAUCUCAAUACCUCUAGACUUAGGCUAGCUUACAUUUGUGUACAAAGACUAGACAAGAACUGAAGAAGUGAACGCAAUGGAAGAAACCAAAGUUAACCCAUACGACCCAUCUACCGAUGGGACCAAUGUAGAAACCAAAGUUAACCCAUACGACCCAUCUACCAAUGGGACCAAUGGGACGUACGUCCCGCCUACCAACCCGACAUACGACCCGUCUACCAAUGUGGCAUACGGCGACGCGGCAUACGGCAACGCGGCAUACGGCAACGCAGCAUACAACAACGCAGGGUACCCCGCCGGGCCCACCGCCCCGAUGGAUGGAAGUGCUCCUCCGGCAUAUAAUCCUGCUCCAAUGGUCCAACCAAUGACUGUUGGCGUACCUGUCACUACAAUGAUCACACGACAAGGCUUAGCGCCUCCAAGGCCACAGAGUUUCAUCAUCCAUAACGUCCUGAUGCUACUCUUCUGUUGCUGUAUCUUUGGGAUCAUCGGUGUCGUGAAAGGCUCACAGGUUGAUAGUUUCUAUAUUCAAGGCAACUACGAUGCGGCCAAUGCAGCGUCUCUCUCAGCCAAGAAAUGGUUCAACUGGGGAUUGAUUGUCGGGGUUGUUGUUUAUGUUGUCGCCGUGGUUACGUGGAUGAUUCUUAUCUUCAGCUAAAGUGAAAUACAAAUAAAAAUAGAGAUACAAUUAAAAUGUAUUGAACUCUUCUAUUCAUUCAUAUGCUACAAGAAAUGCAAGUAGUUUCCUUAUACCCAUAGCUACGACUUUUUUUUUUUUUUUACAAAAACGGAUAACCUUCAAUGGACCUUUGUUAUGGAGUCGUCUUCCACCUGACAUCAAAAAUUGUUCUUCAUUGUAUUUAUUU